AUGACGGACUCCCACAUCGCAGGGGGCGCUGGCACGGAAUGCGUACCCAACACUACGUCGGAAGAUGACCGCAACUCCGAAGAUGAUAUCGAUGACUUAGACGAGGACAGCGAGGAGUUGCUACAACGACUGGCGACCAGACACUACUACAGCUACACCGCAGCUUUAGGAAUCACAGUAGGCGUGGGAUGCCUCCUCCUAGUGCUCAACAUGCUCAUAUUCGCCGGCAUCUACUACCAACGGGAAAGAGAUCGCAGACGACAAAACCCAACACAAAACCGCCACUCACGAUCCAACUCGACGCCUUCAACAGAGACAAUACCGAUGUCACAAAGACCAUCCACGCCAGGAAGUUCGGCGCGACAAUCUCCAAUAAUAACCAAGAAAGAGAAACACGAGCUUCCUCCCUCCUACACCCUGGGGCCGGACAGUCCCAUGCUCGACUGCCAAGGUAAUUUUGCUCAAAACACCUUAAGGAGAGAGAAGCCACCCCCACCGAUGAGGACGUCUAGCAACCCUCCCGGCGGCACUGUGAAGAAGAGAGUGCAGAUACAAGAGAUUUCCGUAUAG
This is a messenger RNA of Anoplophora glabripennis (Asian longhorned beetle), 570 nucleotides long. RefSeq lists its product as uncharacterized. Gene Ontology annotation, molecular function: neurexin family protein binding; signaling receptor activity. The record is from RefSeq and is a predicted model, not a curated record. The coding region runs from base 1 to 570 and encodes 189 amino acids. The transcript has 2 exons. Gene Ontology annotation, biological process: postsynaptic membrane assembly; presynaptic membrane assembly; synaptic vesicle endocytosis. Gene Ontology annotation, cellular component: postsynaptic membrane; cell surface; synapse. NCBI's taxonomy places the organism in Eukaryota, Metazoa, Arthropoda, Insecta, Coleoptera, Cerambycidae.